AAACUGACAAUUUUAAUUGGAAAAAAUUCAUUCAAGCACCACGACAUAGACAAACAUCGUGUAAUAGAUUAUCAUGUCCAAAGCCUCAAAGAAGUGUCGUCGUUGUAAGGGCCUCCACGAGUGUGUAUGUCAGACGGUCGAUGCCUCACAGUGUACCAUGCCUCCACCCACACCACCUGCUGGGGCUAAUGACUCGUCUGGAGGGUAUCCGACCACGGGGUACCCGGGAGGAGGACCCUACCGUAUUUAUGACCCUCCGAUGCCCGUUAUUGCACCAAUAUCUGGAGGAAUAUUCCCAGGGAAAAUGAUUUUCAUAAGUGGAGUACUAAAUCCCAAUGCAGCAAGGUUCACCAUUAACUUCAUGUGCGGUCCCUAUGACGGAAGUGACAUCGCCCUGCAUUGUGACGUACGCCUCCGAUUUGGCAGUGAUGUUAACGUUUUUGUGAGGAAUUCUUUGCUGGGUGGGGGCUGGGGAGGUGAGGAGAGACCGUGUCCAUAUUUUCCCUUCGUUCCCAAUGGCAGCUUCGACAUGAUUAUACUUGCAGAAAAGGACAAAUUCAAGAUUGCUGUCAACAACCAGCAUUUGGUGGAGUACGGCCAUCGUCUGCAACCACUGAAAAAAAUCGACACCAUGAAGAUCAUGGGUGAUGUAAGAAUAAACCAAAUCCGCUUUCAGUAGUGACGUCAAACAUUGUCGUAUGCAUUUGACCAUACACUGUAGUUUUAGAACCAAUAAAUAUGGCCGAAUUGUUCACUUCAUAUUACCAGAAAUACAAUCGUGCAAAAUGUUAGGGUUUCCUAUUCUUUUGUGGAUGUUUCGAUACAUCUAAUAAGAGAUUUGUGGGGGUUGGGAUGAGUGGCUGUUUGCUUUUGUUGUUUUAAUUUUUAUUUUUUUUUUUGGAGGGUUUUUUCUUAUAGAAAACAAAUAUUUAUAGA
Molecule: messenger RNA, 936 nt
Organism: Magallana angulata
Lineage: Eukaryota; Metazoa; Mollusca; Bivalvia; Ostreida; Ostreidae
Product: galectin-5-like
Exons: 4
Coding region: 74-679 (201 amino acids)
Molecular function (GO): carbohydrate binding
Source: RefSeq, a predicted model, not a curated record